AUGUUUCGAGUGGUCAACCAUUUAUUAAAGCGGGGUGCAAAAAUUAACGCUGUACAAACAAGUGGUUUCUAUGCAGGAUAUACAAUUUUACACCAUGCUUGCGAAGAAAGUGAACAAAAAAUAAUAAACGCUCUUCUUUUUACAUAUAACGCCGAUCCUAAUAUAAUUGCAUCAAAUGGAGCUCAGCCUAUCCAUGUUGCUGUGUUGUUGGGACGUUUGACAGCGGUAAAAUCGGAAGAAAGUUACGGUACUGAACAAACUUUAUUAACUUACGCAGUCAUCAAUAGAAACGCUGAGUUAGUAGCGUUGCUGAUGAAAUACAAUGCUAAUGUUGACAUCUGUAAUCAUAUGAAUAAAACGUUGUUGAUGUACAUAGUGGAAAAUAAUCUGAAAGAAGUUGGUGUUGCACUUAUACCAAGGUUGAAGAAGAAAGAAAUUAACAGACGGGAUAAAAAUGGUUUGACAGCUAUUCAUUAUUUGAUCGGCUUAGAAAAAAAUACAAGCCGUCGAAAACUUAUUGAUGAUGAUAUAGCUUUGUUCGUUGAAUUACUCUUUCAUGCUGGUAGUAAUUUUGAUGCGACAGUAAAUGGAGAUCCAAAAACAAUGCUCUUCAAUUUCGCAGUUGCUAAAAGUUUGUGGAAUACUGUGUAUUUUUUAGUGUAUCAUUAUUCUUAUCAACCACCUCCAGCUGGACUUUUAUUAUAUACUAUCCAAGGUGGUGAUAUUUACAAAAGAAAACCGAAGAUGCUGUUCCAUGGAAAUUGCAGAGCGCAGAAUUUAUUAUACUCUCUACACUCUAGACCUGUAUUUAAUUUUCCCGUUUACCCAGAAUCCGUCGAGUUAAUGAAGUCUUUGGUUGAAAAAUAUCCUGAAAUAGAAGAUUUUGUUUUGAAUGAAUGUGAGAAAAAACUUCAGUUUUCAAUUUAUCGAUUUAAACAAACGGUACUAUCUUUUGGGGAUCAAAAAAUCUCGAUAUAUGACAUUACAAAAAAAAGUGGUAAAGAACUUUUAAUAUUAAUUCGGAACAAGGAGUUUUUACGAGUUUUUAAUAAUCCAGUGAUUGAUAAGCUCUUUUAUAGCGAUGAAAACUUUCAAUUACUUAAAGUUCAUGUGAAGAAACUUGAAAAGCGAAUUUAUUUACUGCGUCGGUAUGAUCAAAUAAUGUUUACCGAAAAGGAUGCUUGGUGUCACUUGCCUUAUGAUUGUAUUCGUAAUAGAAAAAAAUUUUAG
Messenger RNA from Cotesia congregata, 1230 nucleotides. The record is from the annotation of a GenBank genome assembly. Lineage: Eukaryota; Metazoa; Arthropoda; Insecta; Hymenoptera; Braconidae.